Molecule: messenger RNA, 6490 nt
Organism: Lethenteron reissneri (Far Eastern brook lamprey)
Lineage: Eukaryota; Metazoa; Chordata; Hyperoartia; Petromyzontiformes; Petromyzontidae
Product: SLIT and NTRK-like protein 6
Biological process (GO): positive regulation of synapse assembly; axonogenesis
Molecular function (GO): protein binding
Source: RefSeq, a predicted model, not a curated record
CGACGAUCCUCCGACUCGAGGAGGCGCGAGUCGGAGGAGGAGCGGAACGGAGCGGCUGCUACGGCGGCUGCUGCCACUCCAGCAGCGGACUCGGGGCACAGAGGGGAGCUCACACUCACCACCGGUAGAGGAGCUCGCAGACUCGCGGAGCAGCGGCAGGCGGGAAGCGGAGACGACGACAUGGAGCCCGGGGCUCGCACCGCCAAAGUUCGAUACCGAGACGUGGGGAGACGAGGCGCGCUGGCCGCCGGCUGACCGGCGAUCCUCCCACCCACCUAUCCACCUUCUUCGAGGUGUUAAGACUCUUGCUGCUCCUCAUCUCAAGCUCCACCCCGACCCAGCCCCCAACCCCUUUCCCACGCCCCCCAACCCCAGCUACCCCCACCCCUCCCGACGGCGUCGCACAACGCGCAAUGUCUCCCCCACCCGCUCCGCUCCCGGGCCUCGCAUUGGCUGCCUACUGCAUCCUGGUGUCUGCCGGGAACUCAUCUCCCCUGGGAGGGCACCACUCCCCAUCCUCCUCCUCGUCCACCUCCUCGACGUCACAGGCUCUGCGCUCCUUCCUGCGGGAGCCCCUGUGCCGGGAGCCGUGCUCCUGCUUUGAGCGGGAGGGCCUGCUUGAGAUGAACUGCGAGGGCCGCGGCGUGACCUCCGUGGCGCGCCUCCCGGCGCCCCUCACGUCCCGUACUGGCGCCGGCGUGGCGCCGCCUCCGCCAUUCUCUCUGCUCCUCGGCGGCAACUCCAUCGGCCGCGUGGGGCCAGGUGACUUCGCCAACUUCUCACGCGUCUUGCUGCUCAGCCUCUCGGGCAACGGCCUCCGCGCGGCACACGACGGCGCCUUUGAGGGCCUGCGCUCGGUCCGAAAGCUCUUCCUAAGCAACAACCGCCUGGAGGUGCUACGAAACGACACCUUCCUGGGCCUGCACUCGCUCGAGUACCUGCAGGUGGACUACAACCUCGUCCGCCGCGUGCAGCCUGCCGCCUUCUCGCCACUGCCCCGCCUCAAGGUGCUCAUCCUCAAUGACAACGUGCUCACGGGCCUGCCGGCGCACGCCUUCCGCGGGCUGGCGCUCACCCACCUGGACCUGCGCGGUAACCGCAUCAAGACGCUGCCCCUGCCCGGGCUGCUCGAGCACCUUGGCCGCCUGAGCGAACUGCAGCUUGGCGAGAACCCGUGGAAUUGCUCAUGCGCGUCGCUGCCCAUGCGCCGCUGGCUUGAGCAGAUCCCCUACUCCACGUUGGUGGGCGAAGUGAUGUGCGAGUACCCAUUCCGCGUGCACGGAAAGCUGCUCCGCGAGCUGUCGCGCCACGAGGUCUGCUCGCGCCGCAUGAUGAUGCAGGCGGCAGGCGCCGGCAGGGUCCACGUGGGCGGGGGACACGGGGGCGACGCUCGAGCGGGAGGAGGAGGUUACGGAGCCGCCGACGACGAUGACGACGAAGGUGAAGACGAUGAACUGGGAGGUGGCGGCCUCGUGCCAAGAAGGCCGAAGCCUCCGGGCGCCCCCGCCGCCCCCAAGCCGGUGACGCCGAGCCCCACCGCCAAGCCCAGCAGCAGCAUCGCCGCCGCCAACAAAACUCUGGGCCUCAACCGACCCGGGCAGAGCGAUCUCUCACCCCACGCCAAGACCCCAGCGCCUUCCCCUCCCCGGGGUGCUACGCGGGCCCCUCCGCGGCCGGCACGCGUGCACACCCACGGCGAUGCCGCCGCAACAACGGCCGGCCCGGCGCGACCCCCUAUCCCUGUGGAGUGCCCGCGGCCGUGCCGCUGCCUCGUGCACAACGUGGACCUGGGCCUACGCGUCAAUUGCCAGGAGCGGGGGCUGGGCCGCGUGGCCACCCUGCGCCCGCGGCCCUCCGACCCGCGCCAGUUCUACCUGACGGGCAACCAGCUGCACGGCGUGAUGCGCGCCGACUUCCGCGGCUACUCGGGCCUGGAACUGCUGCACCUGGCCAACAACCGCAUCUCCUUCGUGCAGGACGGCGCCUUCGCAUCGCUGCCCUCGCUGCGCCGGCUCUACCUCAAUGGCAAUGAUCUGGCGCGCCUCACGCCCGAGAUGCUGGCCGGCCUCUCGGGCCUGCACUACCUCUACCUGGAGGGCAAUGUGAUCCGCGAGGUGGAGGCCGGCGCACUGGACGGCAUGCGCAGUCUGCAGCUCGUCUUCCUGGGGCGCAACCUCCUGCGCUCUCUGCCCGCCGGCCUCUUCUCGGGCGCGACCCGCCUCGCACGCCUAGACCUGCGGGGCAACCACCUGGCGUGGCUCGCAGCACGCGCCGUGCUUGAGCCCGUCACGGGGUUUGUGCAGGUGGACCUGCAGGAGAACCCGUGGGACUGCUCUUGCCCGCUGGCCGAGCUGCGCCGCUGGGCCGUGCGGCUCAGCAGCGGCGUGCUCGUGGGCGGCCUGACCUGCGAGUCACCAGAGGAGCUGGCCGGCCGAGACUUGCGCUCCGUGCCGCUGGACACGCUGUGCCCCAACCGCACGCGCGGGCCUCUGCCGGUCCCGGCCGGUGGGGGCCACGCCGGCAGUAACACCAGCGUCCUGCUCGGUACCGGCACCAACGACAGUGGCGACGGUCGCAACAGCAGUGGGGGCGCCGGCAAUAGGAGCGGCUCGGGCAUUUGGAUGGUGCCCACAUGGCCGCAGGUGGAGGCCACUACCUGUGUGGGCACGGCCGCCCCCGCUUGGGCUUCCGUCCCUACGGGACCCGUUCCCCUCUCCGUGCUCAUUCUGGGCCUGCUGCUCGUUCUGCUGUGUGCCGUCUUCGUGGCCGCCGGCUGGCUCGUGUUCGUCUUGCGGCGGCGGCGGUGCCGGCGGAGGAGGAGGAGGAGGGGGGGUGGCGGCAGCGGGGCCGGCCUGAGGGGUCGGCGGAGGAACGGGCGCACGAGGCUCCAGGACGACGCCAAGCGCUCCUCCAAGGUGGCGGGGGAAGGCGUGGGAGGGGGUGGCAGCGGCCGCGUAGGAGGAGGACCAGGGGGAGGGGUGGACUUCUUCGAGCCGGAGGGCGGCGCCAUAUCUGUGUAUGACCCGCGCUCGACCACCCCCAACCUCCUGCAGGAGAACCCCAUCUACAACCCCCAUGGGGACGACGAGGAGGAGGACGACGAAGACGAUGACGAUGAUGAAGACGACGACGACACCGUGGUGGCCAACAAGGGGGGGGAGGCUGCCAGCACCGAGACCCCGCUCCGGCAUGGCACGGCUGUCUCGGCGCCUAGGCACGCCGGUGGCCUGCACGAGCUCUCGUGCCACGCACUGCGCUGUGACGAGCGGCUGCGCUACUGCGAGGUGCGCGGCGCAGAUGCGCCUUUCCGCCGCCUGGCCGAGGAGCGGCCCUCGGCCUCCAUGGGGGCGGCUGAAGCCGUGGCCAAGGGCGGGUGCGGCGGGGAGUACCUGGAGCUGCGGGUACGGCUGCAACAGCAGCAGCAUCAGCAGCAUCAUCAUCAGCAGCAACAACAGCAUCAGCAACAACAUCAUCAUCAGCUACAACAGCAGCAACAGAAUCAGCAGCAGCAUCAAGCCGAGACGGAUUACCUGGAGGUUCUGCAAGGCCAGGUAGCUCUCAGCCACCUGUGACAAUUCACUUCCCUUCUCACGUCUCUCCCAUCUACGUAGGAAAUGUAUACUAUUGUUAUAAAUUUUCUACCAAGCCCAUAUCUUACAGAGAGGGGACCCUCGCCCAUAAACUUCUGGCAGUCCAUCAGUACUGGCUCAAGCAAGCCCCCCUCACUCUGAAUAAUGAGUCAUUGAAUGUUGCAAACGGUUCAGGGUUUGCUUUGUGUUUAACCCAAUGCUGCCGGGAGUGUGUGCUCCAAGAAGUUCCGCGAUGCCGAUGGGAUAUUUGAGUGACUGAAGCCUCCUUGCCACCGAGACGUGGGCUCAUCAGUUACCAUUUUUUUGUCCUCCGUGCCCAUAAAUGUUGAGUCAAAACCCUCCAGCCAGGUAGACUUGGCCCGUCGUUGUCUCUCUCGGGUGGACAGUGGGUCCCCUAUUGAGGUGACUCUCCACGUUCCACAUGUCUACGUCACAGAUCAGCCUUUCCAGAAAGGGCGAAAACUGAUUUUAAAUAUAUCGACCAGUUAAGGACAUCGAAGUGAGUUCCUGCACAAAUGAGCAGUGAUUGGGGCACUCGUGCUCAUUUCCAUUUACAGCCCUGCAGAGCCAGUGGCGGAAAUUCCACGUUUUAAUGACAGCGACGAGUAUAAACUGUAUAAGAUGAUCACUGUUGAUCUUGCCCACAAUGUGGUUCUUCUUUUAUUGACCGCAGAAGGACGGUGGGUUGAGUAAAGCCCUCCUAACCAGAAUUUGAACUUGGAAUAUCAUCAUCAUCACCAUCAUCCCUCUAUGUGAAAUAAAACGAGCAUUGCUUUAUGAAAAAGUUAUUGUAUAUUUUGCUAUGUGGAGAGAACGGACACCAACAUGGGAAUCUGAAAUAUCCACCAGUAGAUAAGAAGGGAGAAGCUUUGUCUUGUCUUUCUCAUAACUGGUGAGUGAAUAAGAGGUGACCUGCUCACAUGAACCGAUGUUAAAGUCACCACCUUUGCAGGGUUUGACCGUGGUCAGUCCAGGACAUUGGCAUCCUCUGUGUUCGAGUGUCAGCAGAGUUGAUUUGUACUGAGAUAUUGGUCCCGGUUGUUGCCGUGUUGAACUUUCUUUGCAGGAUACUGCACGGCUUUGACGACUUCGCGCUGACCGAGAGACCGCGUCCAUCCAGUUUGUUUGUGUGCCGGGAUUGGUGGUGAACCAGAGCAAUGCGCGUGGACAUGCCAACGUGCGUGAAAUCAGAAAACGUUUCAGGAAAUUGUAAGUUCAUUUUCUGACAUUCAGAUCAAGACAGCUGGGAUUUGCAAGUUUCUGGCAACACUGUCAGAGAAACGUGUGGGUUUCUGGGAAGUGUAAGAAACACUUUCAAGGCUCAUCAUCUGCACUUUGAAGUCUCUGGAGAUGUCUCGAGUUUCAAUCAAUGCGGGCGGGUUUCCCACUUUGGCACUGUGGUCAAUGAAUGAGCCAAUAAUUAGGCAGAAGCUUCUGAAUUUUUAUGCAAUUUCUGGCGUUUUUUGUUAAAAAACGUCUUGGCUGAAGCAUUUUUUUUUUAUCUACAAAUGUGAGUCAAUCGUUUUCAACUCUCUUUAUGAAAUCAGGACACCUCGCCGAGCCUCAGCAAUGUACUCGGGAUGCUCGGGUAAUUCCUGUCCAUCCAUUUCAAUUACGCGAGGGAGGAACGCAGAAGUGCCCAGAUGACGCCCGUGCACGCAAACGUGGAGAGUGCUUCAACAAUGUUACCACCACACAAGCAACAUGACCUUACCCUGGCUCGGCCUACUCGCUGUGCUGGCCUUCACGCGAAUGACAUAUUCCUCACGUAAAUCAUCAUCUUGACGGGCCGUGUCUCCUAUUCGUGAACCACCAACCCCCUCCUUCACCCCCCGUCUCUACAGGUCAGGAAAGGCUCAGUGAGUCCCAAGACUAUUUGUCAGGAGGGACCUGCUUGCGAGAUGUUUGGCCGAUUCCAUACUAAAGUCAUCUUUUGUGCACGAGAAAACCCAUGGAGACGCACGUCAAAAUACGGGAGGAUAACCUGCUGCACUGCCUUCUAAAAACACCACAUCGCUCCAUCUAUGAGUGAUCCACCAACUCCACCCCCCGAGUCUUUCUGGAUUACGGAACUGCAUAAUUGAUGAUCGUGGGAGGAUGUUGGUAAGUGUUGGACCAUGUCGGAAUGAGUUGUGACCUUGAUUAAUGAUCCACCGAAACGACAUGCCAAUUAAAAGCUCGCGAUCACUUCCACGAGACGAACCUGGAACACGGAGGAGACCUGUGUGACGUUUCGAGCAGAUACCUUAAUGAUUCAGAGUUGAUUUUGUUUUUUUUGUUCGGGGCUUGGGCCACGAUGUAAAUGUGGCGGUCAAAUGUGCGUGUCAUAAUACCAUUCGACAUAGCCACCAAACAGUUAAACGUGUUAAAUGGUGUACAAGUUUUUAUCGUAAUAUUUAAUCAUGGUUUUAACUCACCAGUAGAGAACGAUUCUCACAGGCAUAUUUAAUUUGUUUGGCUCUCGUCAGAUGGCGGAGGGUCUUACGACACGAAUCUGGCCCGCAUCUUGACGUGGGGCCAGCCUACUCGUAAAAAAUAAAUUCCGAUUCAAAGUAAUAACAAACUGCGGAAAAAAAACCCUGCUACUGCUGUGCGUUAGCAGCGUGUGAAUGUUAAACCGCAGGACACAUUCCCCAGGAAUGUACAUUAUCAAUCGGAGUGAGUGCAGCGAAACGUGAUGCAAGAUCUUUAUACUUAAUAAAUGGGAAUUUGCAAUGCACAUACCAGCAGAUGUUGCCCAUAUAUAUAUAUAUGUAGAUAUAUUAAUGAUCAUUAUUUUAUGACUGCGUUCCCACGGUUAGUGUGGAGUAGUUAUUAAUGAGCUUAAGCGGAGCUGGCCAGUCGGCGAUUGUGGUCAGACGCAGCAGCAUACAUUAGGCACAUGACAAUUCCUCAAUUUU